AUGUCCGUCGUUAACGGGGCAGCUGCCAAUGGUCAGACAGAUCAGUAUGACCAUGCUAGAGUAGCUCACUUCAUCGGUGCCAACAGCCUCGAUGUAGCCACUGCUGGUAGAGUAACGGACUUUGUGAAAGCUCAAGGAGGUCACACCGUCAUCACCAAGGUGCUUAUCGCCAACAACGGUAUCGCCGCCGUCAAAGAGAUCAGAUCCAUCAGAAAAUGGUCAUACGAAACCUUUGGUUCAGAUCGUCAGAUAGAGUUCACUGUCAUGGCUACUCCUGAAGAUUUGAGGAUCAAUGCGGAAUAUAUUAGAAUGGCAGACCGAUACGUCGAAGUACCAGGUGGUACCAACAACAACAAUUAUGCCAACGUCGAUUUUAUCGUUGAUGUAGCUGAAAGAGCUGGUGUACAUGCCGUAUGGGCUGGUUGGGGUCACGCUUCCGAGAACCCUCGACUUCCUGAAACCCUUGCCAAAUCAAAGAUCGUCUUCAUCGGUCCACCAGGAUCAGCUAUGCGAUCAUUAGGAGACAAGAUCUCUUCCACCAUCGUAGCUCAACAUGCCGAAGUACCUUGUAUGGCUUGGUCCGGUACUGGUAUUUCAGAUACCAUGCUCUCCCCCCAAGGAUUUGUCACUGUACCAGACAAGGCUUACGCCGAUGCCUGUGUCACAUCUUGGGAACAAGGAUUAGAAAAGGCUGAGAAGAUCGGAUGGCCAGUGAUGAUCAAAGCCUCAGAAGGUGGUGGUGGUAAAGGUAUUAGAAAAGUGGAAGAUCCAGAGAAGUUCAAGAAUGCUUUCCAAGCUGUAGCGGGAGAAGUUCCAGGUUCCCCAAUAUUCAUCAUGAAACUUGCUGGAUCUGCACGACAUCUUGAAGUCCAACUUAUGGCCGAUCAAUACGGUAACGCCAUCUCUCUUUUCGGUCGAGAUUGUUCCGUUCAGAGACGACACCAAAAGAUCAUCGAAGAAGCCCCUGUCACUAUCGCUCGACCUGACACUUUCGAAGAGAUGGAGAAAGCUGCUGUACGACUUGCCAGGCUCGUCGGUUAUGUUUCAGCUGGUACCGUCGAGUACCUCUACUCCCACUCCGAUGAUUCAUUCUACUUUCUCGAACUCAAUCCCCGUCUUCAAGUAGAACAUCCUACUACCGAAAUGGUUAGUGGAUGUAACAUCCCCGCUAUCCAACUUCAAGUUGCUAUGGGUAUUCCCUUACACAGAAUUAGGGAUAUUAGAACUCUUUACGGUAUGGACCCCCACGGUGUUACCGAGAUCGACUUUGACGGCACUCGACCUGAAUCCGCCAACACCCAGAGAAAACCCAGACCAAAGGGUCACGUUAUCGCUUGUAGAAUCACUGGUGAAAAUCCAGAUGCUGGUUUCAAGCCUUCUUCCGGUAACCUUACGGAGUUGAACUUCAGAUCCAACUCAAAUGUCUGGGGUUACUUCUCCGUCUCUUCUGCUGGUGGUCUGCACGAAUAUGCGGAUUCUCAAUUCGGUCAUAUCUUCGCUUACGGUAUGGAGCGUAGUGAAGCUAGAAAAUCAAUGGUAGUUGCUUUGAAAGAACUUUCCAUCCGAGGUGAAUUCCGAACUACUGUUGAAUAUCUCAUCAAAUUGCUCGAAAAACCUGAAUUCGAGAACAAUACUCUUACCACUCAGUGGCUCGAUGGCCUUAUCGCUGAAGGUAUGACAUCUGAACGACCUGAUCCAGUGGUUGCAGUCGUUUGUGGUGCCGUCGUCAAAGCUCACAUCGCAUACGAAGCAUCCCUCGCCAAAUACAAGUCUGUCUUAGAUAAAGGUCAAGUACCAUCCAAAGACACCCUCCAAACCUUUUUCAAGAGCGAAUUUAUCUACGAAAACGUACGAUAUUCUUUUGCUAUGGCUAAAUCAUCGCUCUUCUCCUUCACUCUCUACCUCAACGGUGGUCGAAUCUUUGUCGGAGCUAGAAGCUUGAGUGAUGGUGGUUUGUUAGUAUCACUUGAAGGCGCUUCUCAUACCGUUUACUGGAGAGAAGAAGUCGGUGCUAUGGUUCUUUCUAUUGACUCCAAGACGACUGUUAUCGAAGAUGAGCAAGAUCCUACCCAACUCCGAUCUCCUUCUCCCGGUAAACUUGUACGAUACCUCAUCGACUCCGGUGAUCACAUUGAUGCUGGCGAUGCUUAUGCUGAAAUCGAAGUUAUGAAGAUGAUCAUGCCUGUCACUGCUAGUGAAAGUGGUAUCGCUCAAUUCAUGAAACAACCUGGUCAGACUCUCGCCUCAGGUGAACUUCUCGGUAUUUUGACUCUUGAUGACCCAACCAAGGUUAAAUUUGCCAAACCUUUCGAAGGUAUCCUCCCCACUUUCGAGCUCAAGAAUGGUCGAUACGGCACCAAACCCCAUCAACGACUCAGAGAACACCUUGAAGUCCUUUACGACAACCUCCAAGGUUUCGACAACAGUGCUUCGGUCUCAAACUCCCUUCGUAUAGUCGAGUCUGUCUUGAAAGAUGCCGACUUACCUUACUCCAACGCUCAAGAAGUCAUGUCUACACUGAGCGGUCGAAUCCCUCAAAAGCUUGAAGAAGAGAUCCGAUCUAUACUUGACUCUAGCCGAGCCAAGAACCUCGAAUUCCCAUCACUACGAUUGAAACGGACUAUCGACCUCUACAUCGAUGACAACGUGCCACCUAAAGAGAGAGCACAAGUCACUGCUGCCAUUUCCCCUCUUUCAGUGGUCAUUGACGCUUUUGCCCAUGGAUUAAAAGUUCACGAAUGGAGAACAUGGGCCGACUUACUCAACUACUUUGCCGAUGUUGAAGAACCUUUCGCAGACACCACCAGAACUGCUGAAAAUAUCGUGCUCAAGUUGAGAGAAGAUAACAAGGAUCUCGAUGCUGUCGUCAAGCUUGUUUUAUCCCACAGCAAGAUUGCUCUCAAGACCAAGCUCAUCCUCGCCUUACUCGAUAUCGUUAAGGCUGAAUCUCCACGAGCUUCCAUGACCCCUGAGAGUCACAUCAACGAAGUUCUCAGUCGAUUAGCCGCAUUGGAGUCUCGACCUGCUGCCAAGGUAGCUCUCAAAGCUAAAGAAGUAUUAAUCGUUGGUUCUCUCCCAUCUUACGAAGAGAGACUAGGUCAACUCGAACAGCUCCUCAAGGCUUCCGUCACUACCAGCUAUUACGGUGAACUUGGUUCUGGACACCGACUUCCUUCCGCUGACAUGCUCAAGGAGGUUACCGACUCUCGAUACACCGUCUUCGACGUGCUCACCACUUUCUUCGAACACGAAGACCCUUGGGUCGCUCUUGCUUCUCUUGAGGUGUACAUUAGAAGAGCUUACCGAGUCUACAAUGUCAUGCAUCUUGACUACGAAGUUGGAGUAAACGGUGAACCUCACAUCGUCACCUGGCGAUUCAAGCUCGGUUCUCCUCAAUCCGAACCAGUCACUCCUCGUGUCGAUUCAAUGCGAGAUUUCACCCGGAUUGCUUCCAUGUCCGAUCUCAACUAUGUCGUCAACACCAAGGCUGAACCUACCCGAUUCGGUCUGAUGACUUCUUAUAACAAACUCGCCGACCUUGAAAACGGAUUCUCCAAACUGUUGUCAAUGUACGCUCCUUUCAGCCAUGCUGAAUUCGCUGAGAAAUACGGUAGCGACGCUAGAAGUCCUCAUGUCAUGAACGUAGCUUUGAGACUCUUCAACGGUGACCAGGAACUUACCGAUGAACAGCUCAAUGAACGAUUCCACGCUCUCGCCAACCAGUACGCCGAUAAAAUCACCAGCAAAGGUAUUCGAAGAGUCUCGUUCAUGGCCUGCAGAAAAGGUCAAUACCCAUCGUACUUCACCCUCAGACCUACUUCCGAUGGAUCAUGGAAAGAAGAAGAGGCUAUCAGAAACAUCGAACCAGCUCUCGCUUAUCAACUGGAACUCGGACGAUUGGUCAACUUCAAGAUCACUCCUCAACCUUCAACCAACAGACAAAUCCACGUCUAUCACGCGGUGGGCCGAGAGAAUACCUCCGAUGUUCGAUUCUUCGUUAGAGCUCUAUUGCGACCUGGUCGAUUCCAAGGUCAAAUGCAAGUCAAGGAGUAUCUCAUUUCCGAGACCGAUAGAUUGGUUGGGGAUAUCCUAGAUACCUUGGAAGUUGUGUCCGGUCAAAUCAGACAAGCCGACUGUAACCACAUCAGUGUCAACUGCGUCUACUCUCUCAGUGUAUCCUUUGACGAUCUACAAGAAGCUCUUGCUGGAUUCAUUGAACGACAUGGUAAGAGAUUGUGGAGAUUGCGAGUUACUCAAGCCGAAAUCAGAGUUGUUAUUGAGGAUGAGGAAGGCAAUCCAUUGCCUAUCCGAGCCUUCAUCGAGAACGUUUCUGGUUUCGUCGUCAAAUACGAAGCUUACCAAGAAGUUACCAACGACAAGGGUAAAUCAAUCCUCAAAUCUAUUGGCGAACAAGGUCAAUUCCACCUUCAACCUGUCAACUUCCCAUACACCACCAAGGAAUCGCUCCAACCUAGACGAUACCAAGCUCACGUUAUCGGUACCACUUACGUCUACGACUUCCCUGACCUCUUCAGACAAGCUGUUGACAAGGCUUGGCGACAGCUCACUCAAUACCUCCCCCACGUCAAAGUCCCAUCUGACCUUCUCCAAGCCUCUGAACUUGUACUUGACGAACAUGGUGAACUGCAAGAAGUCAAUCGACCACCUGGUCUCAACACUUGCGGUAUGGUAGCUUGGGUUUUCACCAUGAAGACACCUGAAUACCCCAAGGGCAGAAAGGUAGUCGUCAUCUCCAACGAUAUCACCUACCAAAUUGGUUCUUUCGGUCCUACCGAAGAUGAGUUCUUCUACAAAGCUACUCAAUACGCUCGACACUUCGGUCUCCCACGAGUAUACCUCUCAGCCAACUCUGGUGCUCGUAUUGGUCUCGCCGAAGAGGUUAUGUCCUUGUUCGAUGUCGCAUGGAGAGAACCUGGUAAACCCGAAAAAGGUUUCGAUUACCUCUAUCUUACACCUGAGAAACUAGAGAAACUCAACACCCUCGGUGCUGGCAGUGUGAUCACCAACGAGAUCGAAGUUGACGGUGAACGAAGACACCAAAUCACCUCGAUCAUCGGUUUGAAAGAUGGGUUGGGUGUGGAAUGUCUCAGAGGAUCAGGGUUGAUUGCUGGUGAGACCUCAAGAGCGUACGACGAUAUCUUCACCAUCUCCAUGGUCACUGCUCGAUCGGUCGGUAUCGGUGCCUAUCUCGUCAGACUUGGUCAACGUGUCGUACAAGUCGAAGGUCAACCUAUCAUCUUGACUGGUGCUCAAGCUAUCAACAAGGUUUUGGGUAAGGAAGUGUAUACCUCGAACAUUCAAUUGGGUGGUCCACAAAUCAUGUACAAGAAUGGUAUCUCCCACCUUGUCGCUGCUAGUGACUUGGAUGGUGCUCUUCAGAUCGUCAACUACUUGAUGUUCAUUCCUGAACGACGAGGCCGAGCCAUCCCUAUCCUCCCUACUGGCGAUCCUUGGGACAGAAACGUCGAAUGGAAACCCACCAAAGCCGCUUACGACCCCCGAAACUUCCUUGCCGGUUGUUACGAGGAUGUUGACGGUGUGAACACUUGGAGAUCGGGUAUUCUCGAUAAUGGAAGUUUCUUUGAGACUAUGGGUGGAUGGGCUCAAACCAUCGUUACUGGACGAGGAAGACUUAACGGUAUCCCCGUAGCUGUUAUUGCAGCUGAGACUCGAUCCAUCGAAAGAGUCGAUCCAGCCGAUCCGGCCAAUGAGAACUCUCAGGAAUCAAGAGUAUCGCUCGCUGGUACAGUAUGGUUCCCUGAUUCUUCAAGAAAGACCGCUACCGCUAUUGAAGAUUCCAACAGAGAGGGAUUACCUUUAGUCAUCUUUGCCAACUUCCGAGGGUUCUCGGGAGGAAUGUCCGAUAUGGCUCAAGCGAUCUUGAAGGAAGGAGCUAAGAUUGUUGAUGGACUUUCAUCAUACAAACAUCCUGUUAUCGUCUAUUUGGUACCCAAUGGUGAAUUACGAGGAGGUGCAUGGGUAGUAUUGGACCCAUCGAUCAACCCUGAACAUAUGACCAUGUUCGUUGACAAUGACUCGAGAGGUGGUGUGUUAGAACCUGAAGGUAUAGUAGAGGUGAAAUACAGAAAACCAAAGGUACAAGCUACGAUGGCUCGACUCGAUCCUGAAUAUGCAGAGCUCAAGAAAGCGGUUGAAAAUGCCAGUGCAUCCGCUGAAGAGAAGGCUGCUGCCACAGCAAAACUUGAGGCGAGAGAGAAACAUUUGGGUCCUGCUUAUCAAUCAAUUGCCCUUGAAUUUGCUGAUUUACACGAUCGAAGUGGACGAAUGAAAGCCAAGGCCGAUUGUAUACCUUGUGAUUGGGAGAACUCGAGAAGAGCCAUCUACUGGUCUUUGAGAAGGAAACUGAGCGAAGUCCGAAUCAUGAGGAAACUCUCGACUGCCAACCCCAACCUCACUUACCCCGAACGAAAAGAAUUGUUAUCUCAAUUCGUACCAUCCGAUAUUGGAUCAGACUCGGAGGUAGCUUCGUACAUCGAGAAACAAUCAGACAACAUUGAAAGUUUCGUGCAAUCCAUCAGGGAUGAUUACUGUGCUGAGACUCUGGUUUCCUGGGCCUCAAGUAACCAAGAAGGUGUCAUGUCUGGAUUCAAGAGGAUCUUGGAAGGUUUAUCACCCGAACAGAAAGCUGAAGUAUUAGCUGAGCUUGGUGUUACCAAAGCUUGA
Molecule: messenger RNA, 6705 nt
Organism: Kwoniella botswanensis
Lineage: Eukaryota; Fungi; Basidiomycota; Tremellomycetes; Tremellales; Cryptococcaceae
Exons: 10
Coding region: 1-6705 (2234 amino acids)
Biological process (GO): fatty acid biosynthetic process
Cellular component (GO): mitochondrion
Molecular function (GO): metal ion binding; acetyl-CoA carboxylase activity; ATP binding
Source: RefSeq, a predicted model, not a curated record